Loa loa (African eye worm) is the source of this 709-nucleotide messenger RNA. RefSeq lists its product as hypothetical. NCBI's taxonomy places the organism in Eukaryota, Metazoa, Nematoda, Chromadorea, Rhabditida, Onchocercidae. The coding region runs from base 22 to 657 and encodes 211 amino acids. The transcript has 3 exons. Gene Ontology annotation, biological process: protein ubiquitination. The record is from RefSeq and is a predicted model, not a curated record. Gene Ontology annotation, molecular function: zinc ion binding; ubiquitin-protein transferase activity.
UGUCAGACUUUGGUUGACAAUAUGCAAGAAGGAAUGAGCGCCACAUUAUCAUCAAGUAAUAGUAGUAGUAACAUCAGUAACGCUUGUGACAGUAAGUUUUCGUAUUUGUCGAAUGUGGAAAGCAAUAUAGCAGUUCUGUCCGGUUUAUUCCCGUUCUCAUCUCAAGUUACGUCAUCAUCAUUUAGCAGUGUCAUGACUGAUCGUUCCAAGAUUUGCCGAUAUUGCUUAUCAGAUGAUGAUGUAAGCGAAUGGUUGGCACCAUGUAAAUGUAUUGGAACAAUGAAAUGGGUCCAUUUGAGCUGUUUCGAGCAGUGGCUUUCCUUUGCUCCGUACACUAUGAAAUAUAGUUGUGCUAUAUGCCAUUAUGUGUAUCGGCGUCAGUGGAGAUUAAAGCCUUACAAACACUGGCAUUGGCCGCAGCUUCGUCUGCGUAUAACCGAUUUGUUCGGAAUAUACUUCGAUAUAAUUCUGACUUAUCGCAUAUGUCGCUACUUCCCACGUUGUUUGGAUGAUAGAGUUACAUUCUUUCUCUAUACUAGUUAUGUUUUGCUUUGGAAAUUAGUCGUUCUCAGUAGGAUGAGACUUAAUUUUUAUUCAAAUAUUGUAUAUGACAUUGUUACAUCGAUAUGCUCUUCAACGGUGUUAGAUGCAUUGUAAUCUUUUUUAUUUUGUAGAUACAUCAAAUUGUAUUUCCGGUAAUAUUAAGAGG